AUGCCUUCAACCACCAAACCCAAGGGAUUUUACUCGUCCGGCUUCUGGACAGAGUAUCUCACAACACAGCGAAACAAAUUGCCUGAGCUGUCCGAAGUUGAUGAUGAUAUAUCUGAUUGUAUCGUGCGAUUUCUCGGCGGUAAUCCAGGAGACAUGCAGCUUCAGGGAACCAACACCUAUCUCGUUGGUACUGGAAAUACUAGAAUACUCAUUGACACUGGAGAGGGACUUCCUCAAUGGGCCGUGAAUUUGACCAGAUACCUCGAGGAUCAUGACAUAUCAAUUUCUCAUGUUCUUCUAACGCACUGGCAUGGUGAUCAUACCGGAGGUGUUGCGGAUCUUCUUGCCCAUGAUCCUACCAUAGUGGUCUACAAGAACCAGCCGAAUAAAGGUCAACAGGCCAUCAAAAAUGGUCAGAUCUUCCAAACUGAGGGCGCGACUCUACGAGCAGUGUUGACGCCUGGACAUACCACUGAUCACACUUGCUUCGUACUGGAAGAAGAAAAUGCAUUGUUUACGGGAGACAACGUAUUAGGCCACGGUUACAGUGUAGCUGAGUGCCUGGGAGACUACACGACCAGUCUUCGCUUCAUGGCAGGCUUGAGAUGCUCUGUUGGCUAUCCUGGCCAUGGAACAGUGAUACGUGACCUACCGCGUAAAAUGGCAACUUAUAUCACGCAGAGGGACUCUAGAGAGCAACAGGUCUACGCAGCAUUAAUUCAGCAGGCCUCGUCUAGUGGCCAAGACAGUGGUAGAAGUAACAGUAGUAGUAGUGGAAGCGACUCUGGUAGUGGCGAUGAUGAAGAUGACAGUGAGAUGGGCCUAUCGACAUCUGACAUAGGUCUCCGUUUAUACGGAGAAGUCUCUAAGGACGCUGCAACAUUUGAAUCAGCUCUAAAGCCUCUUUUGAACCAGGUGCUGUUCAUGUUGGCAGAGAGCGGCAAAGUUAGCUCAAAGUUAGUAGGACCAGAUAAGACUCGACACUGGUUUGCAAAGGGUGUAACCUAUUAG
Trichoderma harzianum CBS 226.95 is the source of this 1011-nucleotide messenger RNA. RefSeq lists its product as hypothetical. The coding region runs from base 1 to 1011 and encodes 336 amino acids. The transcript is spliced from 2 exons. Gene Ontology annotation, biological process: secondary metabolite biosynthetic process. The record is from RefSeq and is a predicted model, not a curated record. NCBI's taxonomy places the organism in Eukaryota, Fungi, Ascomycota, Sordariomycetes, Hypocreales, Hypocreaceae.